AUGAUUACAACGUCAUUUGACUAUGUGGUUAACUUUCAGUGCAACUGGGAUGGUAUCCAGGUUCAGCCCGGUCAAACUAUGUCUACACGACAUCUACGUUUUGCUCCACGAUUUACACUAAAUGUGGAUCCAGAAUCAACCUUUACACUAAUUAUGAUUGAUCCGGAUAACCUUUCGCGCAAGAAUCCUUCAGUUGCUGAAUGGCUUCACUGGUUGGUAACAAAUAUUCCUGCCAGUAAUGUAUUGGAAGGAAUCAAUGGAGGACAACAUCAGAUGACCUAUGGAAGUCCGGCACCACAACCGAGAACCGAUUUGCAUAGAUAUGUUAUUUUACUUUUUGAGCAUCAGGGAAGACGACUAACUGUACCAACAAUUAAGCAGAGAGCAAAAUUCAGCGUCAAACAGUUUAUGGAAAAGCAUAAUCUAGGUGAUCCAAUAGCCGGUAACUUCUUUUUGGCACAACACGAGUGA
Messenger RNA from Enterobius vermicularis (human pinworm), 471 nucleotides. NCBI's taxonomy places the organism in Eukaryota, Metazoa, Nematoda, Chromadorea, Rhabditida, Oxyuridae. The record is from the annotation of a GenBank genome assembly.